Molecule: messenger RNA, 1461 nt
Organism: Pyricularia grisea
Lineage: Eukaryota; Fungi; Ascomycota; Sordariomycetes; Magnaporthales; Pyriculariaceae
Exons: 2
Coding region: 1-1461 (486 amino acids)
Source: RefSeq, a predicted model, not a curated record
AUGUCCGCCAAAUCCAUCACUGAGGCCGACGGCAAGGCCAUCCUCAACUACCACCUCACACGCGCGCCUGUCAUCAAGCCCUCUCCACUGCCCGCCGCUGCGACGCACAACCCUCCUCCACGGUUGGCAUCGCUGUACUUUGCUGAGGAUGCCGAUGUGAACGGUGUCUUGGACCAGGCUGAGGUCACCUACCCUUGGCUUUUGCAGCCCGGCGCCAAGUUUGUCGCGAAGCCCGACCAACUCAUCAAGAGGCGAGGAAAGAGCGGCCUUUUGGCCCUGAACAAGACCUGGGCUGAGGCCAAGGCGUGGGUUGCUGAGCGUGCCGGCAAGGAGCAGAAGGUUGAGCACGUUACCGGCGUUUUGAGGAACUUCUUGGUUGAGCCGUUUGUUCCUCACCCAGAUGGUACCGAGUACUACAUCAACAUCAACUCGGUCAGAGAUGGUGACUGGAUUCUCUUUACGCACGAGGGUGGUGUCGAUGUCGGUGAUGUCGACGAGAAGGCAGAGAAGCUUCUCAUUCCGGUUGAUCUCUCAGAAUAUCCCUCAAAUGAGGAGAUUGCCAGCGCGCUGUUGAAGAAGGUCCCCAAGGGAAUUCACAACGUUCUGGUUGACUUCAUUACCCGUCUGUACGCCGUUUACGUUGACUGUCAGUUUACGUAUCUUGAGAUCAACCCACUCGUUGUUAUCCCCAACGAAGAUGCCACGUCUGCAGCUGUCCACUUUUUGGAUCUUGCUGCUAAGCUUGACCAGACGGCCGACUUCGAGUGCGGUGUCAAGUGGGCUAUUGCCAGGUCUCCAGCUGCCCUUGGUCUUGCUGCAACCGCUAGCGGCAAGAUCAACAUCGAUGCCGGCCCGCCAAUGGAGUUCCCCGCGCCGUUUGGCCGUGAGUUGACAAAGGAAGAGGCAUACAUUGCUGAGCUCGAUGCCAAGACUGGAGCUUCGCUCAAGUUGACCGUGCUUAACGGCAACGGACGUGUAUGGACCCUUGUCGCUGGUGGUGGUGCGUCGGUCGUUUACGCCGAUGCCAUCGCCUCGGCUGGCUUUGCUGAUCAGCUCGCCAACUACGGCGAGUACUCUGGCGCACCUACCGAGUCACAGACCUACCACUACGCACGAACAGUGCUUGACCUGAUGCUGAGGGCCCCGUUGGCCCCCGAAGGCAAGGUCCUUUUCAUUGGCGGUGGUAUCGCCAACUUUACCAAUGUCGCUUCUACUUUCAAGGGUGUUAUCAAGGCACUCCGCGAGUAUGCCAAGGCGCUGAAUGAGCACAAUGUCAGCAUUUGGGUGCGUCGUGCGGGUCCUAACUACCAGGAGGGUUUGAGGAACAUGAAGGCAGCCACCCAAGAACUGGGCUUGAACGCCAAGAUCUUUGGCCCUGAGAUGCACGUCUCUGGUAUCGUGCCUCUGGCGCUCAUCCCCGGAAAGUGGGAGGAGGGCAACUUCGAGGAGUUCAAGGGUUAG